Molecule: messenger RNA, 2371 nt
Organism: Larimichthys crocea (large yellow croaker)
Lineage: Eukaryota; Metazoa; Chordata; Actinopteri; Sciaenidae
Product: ras-related protein Rap-2b
Exons: 1
Coding region: 475-1023 (182 amino acids)
Biological process (GO): Rap protein signal transduction
Cellular component (GO): membrane
Molecular function (GO): GTP binding; GTPase activity
Source: RefSeq, a predicted model, not a curated record
GAACUGAGCGUCUGCUUUUGACGCUGCUGAGGAUGUGGGCAGGAAACGCCAUGCAAGAGCAGAGAAACGAUCACGCUUCCUAGCACCCGUUUGCACAAUACAGUGUGAUCCUAGGGAGAGAGAGAGAGAAAGAGAGAGAGAAAAAAGAUAUGUGCUUUAUUUCAGCACGCUGAUGUCCAGGAGCUCUUAUUCUCCUCGGAUCUCUCUAACCCCGCGGCCCGUCACAGCCGCGCACCGACCACUUGGAGGAUUUGCCGGCGUGGGAUUUGAGUGCUACCCGAGCGAGAGGGCAGCCUUCCCAGCCUGCUCGGUUUGAAAACAUCGGGGCUGGUCAGCGGGUGGGGGAGAGAGAGAGAGAGAGAGAGACAGAAAGAGAGAAAGAGAGAGAGAGGCUUCGUCUCGGAAAAAAGGAGGUGUCUGCCUUUUUUUUUUUUUUUUCCUCCCUUCUCCUUCUUCGUCUACCCCCCCACAGCCAUGAGGGAGUACAAAGUGGUUGUUUUGGGGUCGGGUGGAGUCGGCAAAUCCGCGCUGACGGUCCAGUUCGUGACGGGCUCCUUCAUCGAGAAGUACGACCCCACGAUAGAGGAUUUCUACAGGAAGGAGAUCGAGGUGGACUCGUCCCCGUCUGUGCUGGAGAUCCUGGACACGGCGGGCACCGAGCAGUUCGCCUCCAUGCGAGACCUGUACAUCAAGAACGGGCAGGGCUUUAUUUUGGUUUACAGCCUGGUGAACCAGCAGAGCUUUCAGGACAUCAAGCCGAUGAGAGACCAGAUCAUCCGGGUGAAGAGAUACGAGAGGGUGCCCAUGAUCCUGGUGGGAAACAAGGUGGACCUGGAGGGGGAGAGAGAGGUGUCUUCCGGGGAAGGCAAGGCGCUGGCCCAGGACUGGAACUGCCCGUUUAUGGAAACUUCAGCCAAAAAUAAAGGAUCAGUGGAUGAACUGUUUGCAGAAAUAGUCAGACAGAUGAACUAUUCAACUGUACCCAGUGGUGGAGACCAGUGUUGUUCAUGUGUCCUGCUCUAAAAGAAACCCAAACAAACCCACAGGAACAGUGAUCCCGAGCUGAGCUUCUAAACUUGUUCUGCAGGCUUUUUGCGAAACUAUUCUCCUCUCUGCUCACACUGUUGUCUUAUUGUUGCACACACACACACACAAAAAAAAAAAGAAAUCGACGACGACAACAAUCGAUUAUGUAUUAUAGUCUGGAAAAGUGUUUACAUGACAAAGUACUUGAAUGUUUUGGGAUUUUUUUAUAGCUUUGUAUAUGACACUUCUCUGGAAAUGUGCCUCAAUGGGAAUGUCUUAUUGUGAAACCUAAGAGACACCUGUUUUCUGGUUCUUUCUUUUUUCUUUUUGUGGUUUUAUUUUAUUUUAUUUUUUUUGCAUUGUACUGUUGCAUCUUUUGGGCUGGGUCCAUCUGUCUUUUGAGAGUGGUGGUUGGUUGAAGGGAUAGGGAGGGCUUACAGGGGUUAUGCCAAAUCCCAGGCAGAGCUAGGAAUCGGACUUAAAAGUGCUUAAAAUCUUAAACUUAUCAAUCACCACUCAAGCCUUGCACAGGUUACUCAAAUCCAAUCUCUACAAUUAUGGUGUCCCCCCCCCCGCCCCCCAAAUGGUCACAUGUGAUCCAAGAGCCGCAGACCCACCCACCAAGAUACUGUAUUUGAAGCUGUGGACCGUGGUGGAGUUGUUUUUUACGCCUACAUAUUUUUGUUUUUCUCCUCUCCAGUCUGGUGAAAGUGGAUUUAUCAUGGAACUUGCACUUAGCUGACGGCGUCCCUGCUCAGUGUGCACAAACAAGGACCGUAGUGCAUUGUUGUCGCUGCAUGGGGAACGCCAUGACCCCAUGUCAAGUGCCUUCCUAAGAAAAACUCCUGUGACUGUGCCAACUGAUGAGCCCUAUACUUCCUCUGCAGUGCGUCUCGAUGGCAAUCAGAACUUUUUUAGCAGUUUUCAGUAUACAUUCUAGCUUAAUUUGGUGUUAAAGUGUAAAGCGCUGCUUCCUAUCUUACUGUCAGGAAGCUAAGCUUGUAACAGACCUGCUGUUUCAGGGUCAGAUUCAGGCCGUUUCUCGAGGUACUAGUCCCAACAAGAACAACAAAGUAACUUUAACCAACUAGCAUUUUGGUUCAGUGAAUGGCAAGCCAUGUCUGUAUUAUCUAUUAGAAAAUGUUUUUCUUUUCUAAAAAUGUGACUUUUUUUUUUUUUUUUUUUUUUUUUUUUUUUUUGACUUACCGUAAUUGUAAUUCUCCCUUUGGACAAAUCUCCUGCCAUCCACAUGUGAGUUUAAAAGACUUGUAAUACAAAACGCAUUUUACGUAACGCUGUGUGCUGUGCUUGUCUCUGCUGAUGACAUAAAGUGUCUUAAGUUUUA